GUGCUGUAUCCGUACUUGGGGCAUUCUCGGUCGCGUCCCCACAUCACCAACCUGAGGCAGCAACAACCCCGAGCUCGAGACCCAGGAAGCUUCAAUCCGGCAACUGGAUCGACUCGAUCGCUCAGCACAUUGCGACUCUUAACGACGCCUUGUCGGCCGCCAAGAUGUCGAACCCAACAUCUCAGACGUACCAGUGGCCGAGCAAGACAGUCAAGACUGACUACCCUCUCAUCGACAAUGACCCACACUUCAUGCGCGUAGUCCGGUACGCCCGUACGUCCGACUAUGCACACGGCGUCGGUGCCGGCCUCGCUGGCCCUGGCCUGCUCUACGCCAUGGAGAGGUUCGCCCCGUCGCAGGUUGGCAAGGGCGGCUUUGCCCAGGCUAUGCGGCUAGCUGGCUUUAUCGGCCUGACCGGCGGCUUCCUCUACUACUACCAGCGUUCCAUCCUCCGGUUCUACGGCAUGAGCGAGAACGCCCGGGAGGUUCAAAUGGACAUGCGCGAGAUGGUCGACAAAGUCAAGGCCGGCGAGUCACUCUACGGCGAGAGUAAGCUGACCCCCGCCAUGCAGGGUGUCGCCGCCCGCCAGUCGAGGUACUCGGCCCUCUUUUUCGGCGUCCUUCCCUGGUUCAACUUUGUGAACCACAGCCAACAUGGCAUCGACACGGCCAAGUACUACCAGCAAGCGGAGCGGGAACUAGAGGCUGAACGCUUGGGCAAGGGCUCGUCAUGAGCAGGUAGCCAGUGGAAGGGGCGGGCUGCUGCAAGCGGAGGUGGUGCGGAGAUGCAUGGGCGAGGCACCAGGUCCCAUGUCAGGUCGGGGCGCCGGGUGUACAUAUGACAUUUAGACGACGGCCCCGCAGGUCUCGAGUCAACACACAUUUCUUUUUUUGCGUUAACACAAAGAAAUCCGGUUAAAAAGUCCUAUUAUCGUCUUUUCGCAUACCUGUGGCUAGGAGGAAGCCAAGCGCUGCCCUUCCG
Molecule: messenger RNA, 982 nt
Organism: Chaetomium fimeti
Lineage: Eukaryota; Fungi; Ascomycota; Sordariomycetes; Sordariales; Chaetomiaceae
Product: NADH-ubiquinone oxidoreductase complex I, 21 kDa subunit-domain-containing protein
Exons: 4
Coding region: 165-734 (189 amino acids)
Source: RefSeq, a predicted model, not a curated record